Molecule: messenger RNA, 957 nt
Organism: Mesoplodon densirostris (Blainville's beaked whale)
Lineage: Eukaryota; Metazoa; Chordata; Mammalia; Artiodactyla; Ziphiidae
Gene: FKBP7
Product: FKBP prolyl isomerase 7
Exons: 4
Coding region: 80-778 (232 amino acids)
Molecular function (GO): peptidyl-prolyl cis-trans isomerase activity; calcium ion binding
Source: RefSeq, a predicted model, not a curated record
GCCUUUUAUGACGUAGAACAAUGCCUGCCACGCGUCGGAACUAGACUGCUGGCGCGGCCACACCGCGCCAGUGACACGCAUGAGGGAACGCGGUGGUCAUCUGGAGCCGACUCUCGGAAUUAUGCAUUUCUUAUUUAGGUUAAUCAUUUUCUUUUACCUGUGGGGCAUUUUUACUGCUCAGGCACAAAAGGCAGAGGAGAGCAUAGAGGAAGUGAAAAUAGAAAUUUUGCAUCGUCCAGAAAAUUGUUCUAACACAAGCAAAAAGGGAGACCUGCUAAAUGCCCAUUACGACGGCUUCUUGGCUAAAGACGGCUCGAAAUUCUACUGCAGCCGGACACAAAAUGAAGGCCACCCCAAAUGGUUUGUUCUUGGUGUUGGACAAGUCAUAAAAGGCCUAGACAUUGGGAUGACGGAUAUGUGUCCUGGCGAGAAGCGAAAAUUGAUUAUACCCCCUUCAUUUGCAUAUGGAAAGGAAGGCUAUGCAGAAGGCAACAUUCCACCUGAUGCAACACUGAUUUUUGAGAUUGAGCUUUAUGCUGUGACCAAAGGACCACGAAGCAUUGAAACAUUUCAACAGAUAGAUAUGGACAAUGACAGGCAACUUUCUAAAACUGAGAUAAGUCAUUACCUGAAAAAGGAAUUUGAAAAGGAUGAGAAGCCACGGGACAAAUCAUAUCAGAAUGCAGUUUUAGAAGAUAUUUUUAAGAAGAACGACCAUGAUGGUGAUGGCUUCAUUUCUUCUAAGGAAUACAAUGUCUAUCAACAUGAUGAACUAUAGCGUAUUUUUAUCUCUAAAUUUUCUUAGCUAUUUACUGUACUUUAUAUGUAAAACAAAUUCACUUUUCUCUGAGUUGUAUUUUCUAUUUUUCCCCCAUGAACAUAUUUUGAUCCCUUCAAUACAUGUAAUUUUGGAAUAAUAAAUGUGAGGCUGUUUUGCAAAAUUUAACUUUCAAGUAA